Trichoderma gamsii is the source of this 498-nucleotide messenger RNA. RefSeq lists its product as hypothetical. The transcript is spliced from 2 exons. The record is from RefSeq and is a predicted model, not a curated record. The coding region runs from base 1 to 498 and encodes 165 amino acids. NCBI's taxonomy places the organism in Eukaryota, Fungi, Ascomycota, Sordariomycetes, Hypocreales, Hypocreaceae.
AUGCUGAAUCUCCAUCCAUGGCUUGAUACGUACCGUUUUGGAGGUACCUCGCGAGCAGCGCACGCACCCCCAUCAGACACUCGUAUUCUCUUUCUUUGCAUGUUAUAUAUCGUGUCGCGCAUCUACGGCCACGAGUCCAGUCAUUUAUAUGCUACGAGCACCGGGGCUCAACGACCGUCGCAAGUACUUGCACUGGCACGCACGCACGCACUUACAGUAGUCGAUACAAGUUCGCCCCUCUCCCUUCUCCACGGCCUGGGACCGGCUCGCCAAGCCGAUGCUGGGAGCGACAAGCUGCAGUCUAUCGUUCGUCUCGCCGACCCCCACCGGCCUGCCCCUUUGCAUCGUGGGAUUCCAGCACUCGCGGCACCGCUGAGGCACAGCAUCGCCUGCAAGAUCCGCCUCUCCUGUGCAUUGCGUCUCCUGACGCCUCCUGUAUCUGCUCCUGCUGCUGCUGCUGCUGCCUUGCUGCUGCGCUGUGUGCGCUCCGGAGUCUGA